Messenger RNA from Hipposideros armiger (great roundleaf bat), 1871 nucleotides. RefSeq names its product translation initiation factor IF-2-like. The record is from RefSeq and is a predicted model, not a curated record. Bases 219 to 1169 code for a protein of 316 amino acids. The transcript has a single exon. Lineage: Eukaryota; Metazoa; Chordata; Mammalia; Chiroptera; Hipposideridae.
GACGGCGGUAAGUGCCGCCAUUUUCUUUGCGGGCAGACACCGGGAGAGGUUAGGGACUCCACUUUGCCCCGUUAAGCGGAUUGGGGGACAUGGGCCGGGGCCUCAGCGCUUUGGUGACGUGGAGUCGGGGUCCCCCCCUUUUGGGGUUGAUUUCAUAGUGACACGUCGAAGCUUGCCAAGGCGGGGAAAGCGGACACCGCCUCUGUCCCGGAUGUAAGAUGGCGGCGCGGGCGGGGGCAGCCUGGCGGGGCGGUCACGUGCUGGGGAGUAGCGCGCGAGCCUCCUUAAGUGAUCUCUAUGGUUCGUCCCGGCGCACAGGAGCGGCGGAGCGCGAGACGGCUCGUGUCCGCGCGCUGAGCCGCCGCCGCCACGCAUCCCGCCGCACGGCCCGGUUUCAGUUUUUCGGGGUUUUUGUUUUAUUCUCGCCUCCUGCGAAGGUGGACCGGAUUACCCUGAAGGGUCCUGGGGAAUGUGUGGCUGGGGACUUCCGGGCCGUGCCUUCGUUUCUUAUCGCGGCGCCGGAGCCGGUGUCCUCCUCUUCGGGAAGCGCCCCGGGCGUUCCCCCGUGCGAAGAGCCCACCCGGCGGCGGAUGUCGGGAACGCGGCGCCGUGGCGGCCCGGCCGCCGCCCAGCCCCCUCCGCGGGCUCGGGGCGGGGAGGGGCGCGGGCGGCGCACCCCAGAUACGUGGCGGGAGCUCGGCGGGGACGGCCCGGAGCUCCUGGCGGCCGAAGCGCGGGAGCGCUGCACGCUGCCUUUCGGGGACUGUGCGGAUCCAGCUGGCGUCUGCUGCGCGUUUGCCCCCCAUUUCCUGCUUUUGAGGGGCACGGGACGAGCUCUCCUCGGGGCAGGGGAAGGAGCGUCAGCCUCCGCCAAGACCUCUCCGCACCUUUUCUCUUUCCAGCGCGGUCGGUUACGUAGAGAACGCCCGGCCCGGCCUGCCCGGGGCGCCGGCGCCGCCUAUGAUCCCCCGGGCUCUCGGGGCGCGCCCGGUGCGGCUGAGCGGCGCGGCGCUGGGCGGGGUCUCCGGGCGGGCGCGGGGCGGCCGGGAAGGGCAGAGGCGCCAGGCGGAUUUCGGCGGCGGAGGAAGGACGGAGGCGCGUCGGAGCCGCCUCACUCGCCCUCAGCGUGGUCCGGUGCCUCCCCGACACCAUGGCCCUGGCUGAGGUAGUAGUUUGUGCUGUUGGUCGGGUUGUGACAUUGCCCGCUGUGGAGAUAACUGCGCAAGCUACUGCCUUGCUAGUGCUGGUGAUGCUCAGCGGAGGACAAUGGCUGGGAAUCCCCUUUGUUUUCCGGAGCUCGGGGGCGCGGGGACAGCCUGCGGAGCCCCGGCCGGCGUGGCCACCGCGGAAACCGUUAGUUUUACAUAUUCCUUGAGGGAAGAAGGAAUUGCGGGGAGAGGGGUGGACUGGGACAUUUUUAAAGCGGGGGGAAAGAGCUAAGCCUUUGAGUUCGCUUUUUACUCUUGAAGGAAGGCGUGAAAUUGUGUAAGAUAAUGACAACUUCUCUUCUCCACGCUAAAUAAUUUUAACACUUUUUUCAGGUGAUGCAGGAUUUAGUUUGUACCUGUUUUACUUGGUGCUUUAGCUGCAGAUCGGAGUAGAGUGAACUAUCCUGUCGUGCAGAACUGUCUUUGGGGGCAGAAUAGUAGACCCAUUAAUUAUAAAGUUUAUGCCUUCAAAAACGUUUUAAAACUGGCCUUUUGAAAUGUCCCCUCGGUAAAUUGACGAGUUUUAAAAAUGUAAACCUAAAGCAAUUAAACGUUUCUAUUUAAACUUUGUUUGCAACUCCUUGAAUGAGAAGAUUGAAUUUAUAGUUAAAUGCACUAUUGAGAUUUUUUUUUUAAUGAGGCAAAUAAAUUCUUUCUACAGUG